Molecule: messenger RNA, 1297 nt
Organism: Olea europaea var. sylvestris
Lineage: Eukaryota; Viridiplantae; Streptophyta; Magnoliopsida; Lamiales; Oleaceae
Product: histone deacetylase 8
Exons: 8
Coding region: 1-1170 (389 amino acids)
Source: RefSeq, a predicted model, not a curated record
AUGCCUAAAGGAAAAGGGAAGCUAUCAAUGAUUAUACUGAUUGAAAAUGGCUACCUCAUAUCAAAUGCACCACCUCAAGCAGAUGGUGACGUCGUCACCGCCCAAAGCGACCAAUCCAAGGUCUCGGAUCUCCAACUUCUUGCAGGCCAUCAUUACCUGAGAGGAACGUUGGCACAUGACAACCGGCCUCGUCAACCAAUCACAGGAGAAUUUUGCGACCUGACUUCCGAGCUCGAUCCUGUAGCUGAUUUGAUAUUCAUAAAUAUUGCGUGUUCACAUUUUCAUACUCAAGACUACAUAAACGAACUGGUUGAGGCUGACAGAAAAGGGGGAAAGUUCAUUUGUACUGGAACAUUCUUAAAUCCCGGAUCGUGGGAUGCUGCACUUCUUGCUGCUGGUACCACGUUAUCAGCAAUGCAAUAUAUCCUUGAUGGGUGCGGAAAAAUUGCUUAUGCAUUGGUUAGGCCACCAGGUCAUCAUGCUCAGCCUACUCAAGCAGACGGUUACUGCUUUCUCAAUAAUGCAGGUCUUGCUGUACAGCUGGGGCUCAAUUCUAGGUUUAAGAAAGUUUCAGUUAUCGACAUUGAUGUCCAUUAUGGGAAUGGAACUGCAGAAGGUUUCUAUUGCUCUGAUAGGGUUCUUACUAUCUCCCUUCAUAUGAAUCAUGGUUCGUGGGGUCCUUCUCAUCCACAGAAGGGAAGUAUAGACGAGCUAGGUGAAGGGGAUGGCUUUGGAUAUAAUUUGAAUAUACCUUUGCCAAAUGGAACUGGAGAUAGAGGGUAUGCGUAUGCUAUGGCCAAGUUAGUUGUUCCAUCAGUAGAGAAGUUUGAACGAGACAUGAUUGUUUUGGUUGUUGGUCAAGACUCCAGUGCAUUUGAUCCAAAUGGAAGGCAAUGCUUGACAAUGGAAGGAUAUAGGAAGAUCGGACGUAAAGUUCGCGAAAUGGCUGACAAGUAUUGCGAUGGAUGUAUCUUGAUCGUCCAAGAAGGUGGAUAUCAUGUUACAUAUUCAGCUUAUUGUUUGCAUGCUACUCUUGAGGGCGUGCUUAAUAAUCCAGAUCCAUUAGUAUCUGAUCCUAUUGCCUAUUACCCGGAAGAUGAGGCCUUCACAACAGAAGUUGUCGAAUCCAUAAAGAGAUAUCAAAUGGAUAAGGUGCCCUUUUUAAAAUAGUCUAUGACAUUAUGCUUAGUUGUUGCUAUCUUGAGAUUGUAGCUGUAAUAUAAUGUAUUCAUGUAGAUUCUUUAUAUUCUAUAAUGCUUUUCGAGAUUGUAUAAUAUAACUUGGAAUUGUUGGCCAA